Molecule: messenger RNA, 6350 nt
Organism: Girardinichthys multiradiatus
Lineage: Eukaryota; Metazoa; Chordata; Actinopteri; Cyprinodontiformes; Goodeidae
Product: leucine zipper putative tumor suppressor 2 homolog
Exons: 7
Coding region: 338-2419 (693 amino acids)
Biological process (GO): cell division; negative regulation of canonical Wnt signaling pathway
Source: RefSeq, a predicted model, not a curated record
AGGAAAGACUGCAGAGCUACAGGGAGGACAUUUAACCCGCACUUCUGUCAACACACACCCUGACAAUGUUUCUUGUUUGUGGAUGAGGUGGUUAGAGAGGAAGAAAAUCAGCCUUGCAAGCAGUUUUCCCUCAAAGCACUUUUUAGCGACAGGAACAACGGUUUUAUGGGAAGCCGCACAUGUCUGAGAGAACUUCGAGGCAAAGAAAAAAAAUGAGGCUUCUCACCAGUAUGAGUUACUACCAUGCUCACCAGACGUGUAAAUACUCUUCUAAGGUUGUCAGAAGCUGAAGACAGGUAGUCUUUCAAAGUGCAAGUGACCCCUCCAAGCUGCCACCAUGGCCCUGGUUCAGGCUCUGCCCAUAUCUGCUGAGCCCCACACCCCCAGCCACAUUGGAGGAGCUCGCCGACGACACCAAUCAGGCCCUUCACCUCCCAUCAACCUGCCACCCCCCACUCUGGAUCCAAUGGGUUCCGUCAGCAGCCUUGUCACCACACGUCCCAAUCCCUACCAGGAUCACCGCUCUGUUGUAGAGCUGGGGGGCAGAGUUCGACGACCCACGCCAGGGUCUUCCUGCUUAGGCUGUGAGUCACCCAGGGACCCACUACUGCAGAAUAUCCCACCUCCAAAGAAACAGAGCUCCACAUCCAGCAGAGGGCUGGAGAAGGAGAGUGGGAACGGGAACUAUACUUAUAUAAAUGAGGACUAUGUGGGGGACUGCAACGAUAACCACGUUAGACCUCCGAGCCUGGAAAGUGAGCUGGAAGAGGCUAAAGAAGGGCUGGGGAUAAAUGGGAAUGUGGGGGGACCUCCUCCAAGACUGAUCCCAGUGUCAGGAAAACUGGAAAAAAACAUGGAGAAAACGGUGUUGCGGCCCACUGCCUUCAAACCUGUCAUUCCUAAGAGCCGCUCUGCCAUGCAGUAUCUCACCCCUCGCCACGGUGCCAAUGUCCCUGAAAGCCAAAACAACCUGAACUUGCCCAGCCCUGCCCACAGGGAGGUGUCCCCGUCCUGCUCUGAGAAACGCAGCUCGUACAGCGGAGGGCGUAACGCCAGCAGUGGCAGCAGCCAGUCUUGCUCGUUGUCCGACUCGGGCCGGAACUCCCUUUGUAGCUUGCCAACUUACAACGGCGCCACCUACAGUCUUGCUUCAGCUGAGGUCCCUGCAGGUCACCUGGAGCCCAUAAAAAGCGUCCCGUCGAUUGGCGCACAUGGACACUCCAACUCAGACAGCGGCCGCUCGUCUUCUAGUAAGAGCUCUGGCUCCAUAAGUGGCAGGGGGCAGCCCCUAUCUGACAGCGGGUCCGGCGGGCGCUCUCCAGGCCCCGUGGAGUGUUAUGAAGGUGUAGUGAGGGACCUGGAGGACAAACUGAGGGAGAGGGAGCUGGAGCUGCAGCAACUCAAAGACAACCUGGACGACAAUGAAGCAGCAAUUUGCCAGGUUUAUGAGGAGAAGCAGAAACGCUUUGAGUUGGAGCUGGAGGAGCUGAGGCAGAGCUGCGCCACCAGGAUGCAGGUGGCGUCUCAGAAGGCCCAGCGCGCUCAACAGGUGCUGCAGCUGCAGGUUUAUCAGCUCCAGCAGGAAAAGAAGAAGCUGCAGGAGGACUUUGGUCAGCUUUUGAAGGAGAGGGAGCAGCUAGAGGAGCGUUGCACCUCCUAUGAGCACGAGAAGAUCCAGCUGGGGCCUCGACUGGAGGAAACCAAGUGGGAGGUAUGUCAGAAGUCAGGGGAGAUCUCCCUGCUGAAGCAGCAGCUAAAGGAGGUGCAGAGUGAGUUGGCUCAGCGUGUAGGAGAAAUAGUCUCCCUGCGGGGUCAGCUUAGAGAGACUCGUGGCGAGCUCACCAACACUCAGGUGCUGCUCCAGGAGGCCCACGGCACGACCCGCACACGGACCAUGGAGCUGGAAGUGUGCGAGAACGAGCUUCAGCGACGAAAGAGCGAGGCUGAACUGCUCAGGGAAAAGGUGGGACGCCUGGAUGGAGAGCUGGCUCAUCUCAGAGACACCUUAGCCAAUCAGGGGGCAGGAAACAGGCAAUGUCAGGUGUUCCAGGAAGCCGAGGAGCAUCUGCUCGCCUAUGAAAGUGACGAGGCAAAGGCCCAGCGGCAGAGCAGCGCUGAAACUCUGCAGAGCAUGAUGGUGCAGAUGGAAGGGUUAAAAUCUGAGUUGGCCUUUGAACGCAAAAGGGUCGAACAACAAGCAGGAGGUUUUGAGGAGGAGCGGCGGAUAUGGCAGGAGGAGAAAGACAAAGUGAUCCGCUACCAGAAACAGCUGCAGGAGAACUAUGUGCAGAUGUAUCGCAGGAACAAGGAGCUGGAGCAGCUUCUCCAGGAACUCACUCUGGAACUGGAGAGCAGAGAGGACGACGAAGGCAGUGGCAAUGAGAUCAAUUUUGACGAGAUUGCUGCAACAGAAAUCUGAUACUCAGAUGUCCUUUUUUUUUUAUUUGCACUACAUUUAACUUGCCCCCUCCGCCAGAAGUGAUAUCUUCUUUAUGUGACCAACAACCAGAAAAGUGUCACCAGAUUUUAGCUUUGACUCUUGUUGCACUUGCAAGUUGUUCACCUUUAAGUGUCAUUAACCACAUCAGCUCUCUGCUCCUCCAUUAGUGGCUGCAAUUGCACUGAUAAGACGUCCGACUCCUGGUGAUUUUUCACACCUUUAGGAGUUUGUGUGUGAGUAACUUUAGUCAACCUUCACCACCAUCCUCCUCCUGUCCUGGUUCAGGGUACAGUAUGCCUGCUGGGUUUGUUGUUGCACUCCCACUCUCUCCACAGUUUCACUGGUACAGGAAAUGUGUCAACCACACAUUCAUUGUGUCAUGGGAAGAGUUAGUCGAUCCCAGUUAGGUGUUAAUGUCAUGGAUAAACUCUGGAUGGUGGUGGCAGAGUUAGGAUCUUAUUUGAACUCAGCAGAACAGAAAUAGGUUUUUUUUUAAUAUAGACUACUUCAUGGACGGCCAUGAAUCCACAACGUUUUGCUUUUUGUAGAGAACUAAAUGCACCGCAGUGAAAAUUUUACAUUUUUAAAUACAUACAACUAAUUUUGUCCCUCGUCCAAAUGAAUAUUUAUAUUGGGAAAGUGAUGGUUAGGAUUUUUUCAAAUGGGGUUCUGUAAAGCAGUUAUGAGCAGUCAGUACCUUAGCUUUGUUUUGUAUAAAAACAGGUUAUUUUUCUGAGAGUGACCAAGAUCUAACCCAAUUUCUAGCAGCGUAAAACACCGCAACUUCAAAAAAAUUUAAACGUAUUUUCACAAAAAUGCCAUUGUGGAAACCAGUCUGUACCAAUUACCAUGUGAAAGGUUCAGUCUAAUUAGUUUAUUUAGCACCUAGUCACUAUGUCACAUAAGGACACUAAAUACAAUAUGGUCUAGAUUUCAUUAAAAUCAAACCCAUUCAAUCCAUGUAGUCUAGUUCAGUUUAAAUUGUCUUACAGUUUAACAAAUUAAAUUUAUUUAUUGUCAAUUAGUAAAGUAAGCCUAGCUAAUUGCAUCACUGACUUUGCAGCAAUCCCUCAUACUGAGCAAGCCUGUGGCAACAGUGGAGAGCACCAGCUGUUAACCCCCAGCCAGUUGUGGCAGCUUAUAUCGAGGCAUGUUCUACCACAGUUGUUUUUCCUGUUGAGAGAAGAAAAGAGAUGGCUAAACUGAGCCACUUACUAUUAGAAAGAAACAGAGUACACAAACAUGUACGGCAAAACUAAACAUAAAUAUCAGACUAGAGUAGCUCCCCAGCACAAAAAUAUAGUGAUUUUCUUUUUUAACACUGAAUUAGUUUUCAAAUAGGUCUUUGCUCUGGUAGAAAGCGUAUUCAUAUUUUUGAUAACGGAGGUCGCACUCAGCCUAAAGUUUAAAUGGCAAAAAAUUAUUUUAGAACGCAAACAUGAAAGCACUUUAGACGUCUAUAAAAAAUGUUUACUAAAACUAUCAUUUUUGUCACUGGAGGUGCUAGGAGGCCUAAACCCUGUUUUGCUCAGGGGGCUUUUUUUUUUUUUUUUUACGUAGAUCCCACGAGAAUGUCUUACAGGUAAGAUAUGAACUGCUUAUAACUUUUCAACACAACCCCACUUAAAAAAUCUGAACUAUGCCUGUAACUGAGGUUCUGAAUUAUAUUAAGAAGUAAGCUCUCAAGUAAUUUUGACACCUUCCGUUAAAGGCACACCAGCUUUUCUCUUCCACUCUUCACUCACCAACUUAAAAACAAUCUCAUCCAUGGAAAGAAGGUGAACUUUAUUGGUUACCACUGGGUGAUAGGCGAAUAUUCUUUUAGGUUAUUCACAACAAUAAUUUCAACUUUGAAUUACACCGUUACAAAUAAACCCAAUGUUUUUUGGCCAGGCUACAAGUUUCAAUUCAUGUUCACGAUUAAUAGGGAGAGUUGUCGUUGUGGCCUCAAGGGAUGCAGUUGUCAAUCUGAGCCUUGUUUUGAUUUUUCAAACCGCUGAUGAAUCUGAGAGUGAAAAUGCUUCCUGAUAAGAACAUUUGCAGAUGCCAGUUAAAGUAAUGAGUCAGACAGAAAUUAAAGGGAGAGCUGAUGUUGCAAAGUGUUCACUUUUCCAUAUUUUGUCUUGUUAUAACGACAAACUGUGCACUAUUGGGAUUUUGUGUGAUUAAUGAACACAAAGUAGAAGAAAAAGGAUACAUGGUUUUCAAAAUGUGGAAUGUAUGGGUUUCAUUUGUAUUCGGCACCCUGUAUUGCUAUAUAGAACCACCAUUCCCUAUAAUUACAGCUGCAAGUGCUUUGGGAUGUGUCUCUACCAGCUUUGCACAUAUACUUUAACUUUUGCCCAUUCUUCUUUGUAAAGUAGCUCGAGCUCAGUCAUAGUAGAUGAGAGCGUCUUCAAAUAUCCAUUUUCAAGUCUUGCGAGAGAUUCACAAUUAGUUUUAGGUCUGGACUUUAGCUCUGACAGAAGAAAAGAGACAGCAGCAUGUAUGUUUAGGACCGUUGACCUGCUGGAAGGUGAACGUCCGUCCCAGUUUUAAAUCUUUUCAAGCCUUUAACGGGUUUUAUUCCAGGGUUGCCAUGUAUUAACUCCACCCAGCUUCCCAUCAAGUCUGUCCAGCUUUCCUCUUUCUCCUGAAGAAAAGCAUCCCCAUAACAUGAUACUGCCAUCACCAUGUUUCACUAGUGGGAAUGUUUCUUUUCUACCACAAAUGGCAUAAAAUACCCCAUUAAGAAAAGAUUUUGGAAAUGUUCCUUUUUUCCACUUGGCUAUAACGGCUAGAUGUGUGAAGUGCAUAGACAUGUACUUUCAAAUAAGCAGUCAAUUUCUGCAGCUCCUCCAAUGUUACCAUGCACCUCUUCUCUGUCUGAUUAAUUCUUUCCUUGCCAGGGUCAUUUCUGGUGGUCACGUCUUGAUAAGUUUGCAGUUGUGCCAUACUCAAAUUGAGCAGAGCUCCGUGAGAUGCUCAAAGUUGGGAUCUUGUUUUAGAAUAUAAACCUGUUUUAAACUUCCACUUUCUCCCAUGUUCCCUGAUCUUCGCAAUGCUGUUUGUUCACUAAUAUUCUCUAACAAACCUCUAAGGCCUUCACAGAACAGCUGGAUUUAUUACACAGGUGGAGUUUGUUCAUCAACUAAGGUGACAUUUGAAGGCAACUGAUUGCACGGGAUUUUAUUUAGGGGUAGAUGGUCUGAAAAUAAUAAAAGAAACAAAAUGUGUAUAAUUUCCUUGCCAUUAAACAAUUAUGCACAACCUUGUGUUGGUCUAUCACAAGAAAAUCCCAAUAAAACAGGUUAAUGUUUAUGGUUGGAACAUGACAAAAUGUGAACAAGCUUAAAAGGUAUGAAAUCUUUAGCUAAGCACUAAAAAACCUAAGCACAGUUCAGUAAGUCCUCUGCUUGGUGAUGUGAUGGGCUCAUUUUUUUCCAGGAAGAGUAAACAGGAGCUUUUAAUCUUUCAAUUCCUCUUCAAGGAGACUUGUUGCUGUGAGGUGCUAGAUUUGUAUAUGACAUCCCUGGAAAAAAAAGAGUUCUUGCACUGAAGGAUGUUUUUAGACUACUUGUUUCCACUGAUCUUUAACAUGUUAGUUCCAGUAAUUCAGAAACACACGUUUUUAUCAGAUCUACUGCAAAUAAGGUUAAUAUCUCACAUCUUUUUGCUGCCAUAGACAUCUCCCUGUCCCUAUAAAUUAAAACAUAACCACUGUGAAUAGACCAAAGCAAUGUCCAACAUGUAUAUUUUCCUCCUACAGAUAUAAGGCUUGAUUUAAUCGUUUUUGUGAAUUUUUGUUUUGGUUCCUCAGUAUAAAUUUUAUAACCUUCAAUAUUUGUAUGAAUACAUUAAAUGUAUAUUUUCAUGCUGUACAUUUCUUGAACAAAACCAAUGUGGUUUUAAUUAAAAUGAUUUAUAAUUA